This is a messenger RNA of Coniophora puteana RWD-64-598 SS2, 2811 nucleotides long. RefSeq names its product DUF654-domain-containing protein. The record is from RefSeq and is a predicted model, not a curated record. Gene Ontology annotation, cellular component: RQC complex. The transcript is spliced from 11 exons. The coding region runs from base 118 to 2703 and encodes 861 amino acids. Gene Ontology annotation, biological process: rescue of stalled cytosolic ribosome; ribosome-associated ubiquitin-dependent protein catabolic process. Lineage: Eukaryota; Fungi; Basidiomycota; Agaricomycetes; Boletales; Coniophoraceae.
CAAACAUUCAUCUCUCGCGUCUUCCGUCGUAUCCUCCGUACUCACUUGCAACUCUCAUAAUAUAAGAGAGCGGUCUCGAUAUUCUGUCCGUAGUCCGAUCACGACCAACGCGCACCGAUGCCGCCUCGCCUGAACAAACGCCAGGCGCGUGAACAGGAGGAGCUGCAAGCUUUGGGGCUUGCAGAGCAGGAAGCCAGCAAUGAGGAAGUUAGCGAGGUUGAGGAGCCAGCUAUGAAACCUCAAAGCAGAGCGACGGGGUUCGCAGCGCUGCUCGAUCAAGAUGGUAAUGACCGGGAAGAAGAUGAGGAGGAGGAAGAGGAAGAGCAUAUGGAUCAGACGAAGCCUUCCAAGAAGAAGCAGUCGAAGAAGAAAAAGAAGAAAGCACCAGCCAGGACACCUGUGAUCGACGACGCUGAACCUUCUACGGAGUCGCCAGUCGGGUCGGCCGGAAAGUCUACACCGACUGCAGCAGGCAAGAAAUCGAAGGCGAAGCAGAAGUCAAAGGGCAAGGACAAGCCGGCCGAAGAUGACAUCGACAAAGCGCUCGCUGAACUCUCAGCCAAAACACCCUCCUCCACUGCUCAACCCCUAACGCGCACCUCGCACUCGACCCUCUCAUCUCUCCUCGCGCCGCACCUUGCCAUCUCACCACAACAUCUCGAUCCGACAGCUGAGCUGCGCAAAUUCUUCGGAUCGAAGGUUCUCUCAGCCGUCUCUGCCUCCUCAUCGGAUGCAUCAACAUCUCGUGCUGGCGCGCGCGGCAAACGCGGGGGCGGCGGACGCGAAACCGCUCUAAGGAGCGUGCUGACGCGGCCCCCUGCAAUCUGGGCGCGGUAUAAGCCGCGCGAAGGACUUAGUGUGAGGCCACUAGAUGGCGAGGAAGUUGGGAAGAAGACGGGUGGAGUGAAUGCGGGCGAGAGGUGGUAUACGGUGGAGUAUAGCAAAGGUUACAAGACUAAGACGAAGGCGUUCGUUGAUUCUGUUAUGAUGGGCGACCCUGAUGCGAUGUGGAUGAUAUACCGUGAUUUCCCUUGGCAGGCGGAUACAUUGCUGCAGCUAGCUGAGCUCCAACGACAUCGCGAAGACUUCGCAAGAGCUGUAGAACUCACCGAUCAGGCACUGUUUGCAUACGAACGCGCAUUCACGGGCCGCUUCUCCCUACUCAGCGGGUCGAAUCGACUAGACUUUGACUACGUCGAGAGCCGUCCGUUCUACCUCGCGCUACAUCGCCAAGCGUUCGACCUCGUCCGACGUGGCUGCCUCCGCACCGCAUUCGAAUUCACAAAGCUCUUGUGGAGCCUCGAUCCGUGGAGCGAUCCGCACGGUGCGCUUCUGCACCUCGACUUCCUUGCCGUACGCGCAAAUAUGGGCGACUGGCUCCUAGACGUAUACGAUGCGUAUGCGAGCAUGUAUGCAAAGUCGAAGGCGCAAGACAAGGAUAAGACGGACAGGGUGGAUCCAAGUGUGCUUCCCGGGUGGAUGUAUGCUCGUUCGUUGGCGAUCCGGGUAAGGGAAGGUGGGAAGGAGAACACGAAGGGCGGCGGCGGCGGCAGCGUAAGCAGCACGGAGGCGUUGCGGGAGGCUAUCAUCGCUUUCCCUAGUGUUGUGCCCGUGUUGGCGGACAAAGCCGACGUUUCGUUAUCGGGAGAGCUCCGUAGUCAUCCAGCGUUUCGGUUACACACGGACGAGAGUGGGCUUUCCUCUCCUCAAGCAGCCCUCCAUCUCUUAUCCCAUCUCUACGCCACACGCUCAGCAAACUUAUGGAAAGAACCAGAAGUCGCAUCCUGGUUCCGCGAAACCGCCAACUCGAUGCUCUCCAAAUUCACCGCCCGCACCAGCCCACAUGACACCUCCAACCCGACUCGGGCCCGCUUCCUCAAAAUCUACACCUCUCCACUGCUCAUCUCCUCGCUAUACCGCCACGUCCUCGUCCUGAGCAUGCAGUCCCUCCUGCCGUUCAUGCGCACCGCCCUGAACAGCCAAGCAUCCACGCACCUCGCCUGCGAUCCCCUACCGCCUCCGACGGCACGCACGACGUAUGACCAGUCGUUCUUCGCAGACGUCGCAGCCGCAGCCGCACGGGCCUCGCUCAGCACGGAUUACACCCGCCCCGCAACCCGUAGGGAAGAGCGGCUUCUAGAGCGCGCGAUGCCGGAUCGGAACAUGCGCGAGCAGCUGCUGGCGCUGUACGACCGCCAUCCACGUGAGAUCGGAGCGAUGUUCGGCGGGCGCCUGGGCUGGGUGCAGCGUGUCGCGGAUAUGGGCGAGGAGGGGAUGGGGCUGGUGGAUAUGAUUGUGGGUAUGGAGGAGCAGGGGUUUGCGGGUGGGAGAUUGGGUCUUGCUGGGAAUGUGCCGCCUGUUAUGGGGCAGAGGGGCAUGCCGGGUGGGUUUGAGAUGCCGUUGGAGAUUCCGGAGGAGGGGAUUGAGAUUCCUGUGAGGUUUGAGAUGGGGUCGGAUGAUGAGGACGGGGACGAGAGAGACGGCGCGGGAGUGGUAAGGGAAUAUGAAGGAGAGGUGGAGGAUGAGCCUACAGGACCCGUUGAUGAGGAUGAUUCAGAAGAUGAGGACGAGGAGCCUGUUGGAGCGCCUAUGCCGUUACGUGUGAUGCGGAACUUCCUCACGAGGCUAUGGGGUGGUGCACCACCACCAGAAGAUGAGGAUGAUGACGAGGAAGAUGAAGUCGAUGACGACCCUGGACACUAGGGCUAUCGCUUUCGCUUUCGCUGUCGUAACACACUUUUAGCAUCAAAUAUAUUCAUAAUCUUGCAUAUUCGUAUGAGGUAGGCAUACGUACCGUAGACUAAACAUGUG